CAGAAGACACCACCAUCACCCCGCCAUGGUUCGACCUCUCAGGGCCAUACAGCCCGAGGACGACGGCGUGGUUGACGACCCCAAGGUCACUCUCGAAGGAAAAGACCUGUGGGAGAAGUUUCACAAGCUGGGCACGGAGAUGGUCAUCACGAAGUCCGGGAGGCAAAUGUUUCCACAAAUGAAGUUCCGUGUAUCCGGUUUGGACUCGAAAGCCAAAUACAUUCUCCUGUUGGAUAUAGUGGCAGCUGAUGACUACAGAUACAAGUUUCACAACAGUCGGUGGAUGGUCGCUGGAAAGGCAGAUCCCGAAAUGCCGAAACGGAUGUACAUUCAUCCGGAUUCUCCGUCCACAGGGGAGCAGUGGAUGCAGAAGGUGGUGUCGUUCCAUAAGCUGAAACUAACCAACAACAUCUCGGACAAGCACGGCUUUGUAAGUACUGUACGUUCGUAUCAACACAUACUUUAUUACUAGAAAUAAAUAGAGAUAUGGUGGCUUAUCGGGUCAGUUGGUACUGCACUAAUAUUUCAAGAAUUGAAGGGCUUCUCAGAAGGACACUGACUUAUACAGUUUCGCCGGGAUUUGAUUUGCAUCGCAUAAGCGUUCAGAGUCGUAAUACUCGAAACCCUAUUGGCUGACAGUCACGUCAUCGCCAGGCGCUUUGCCAGUUGUGUUAUGUAUUUGAAAACUUUACAGCG
Zootermopsis nevadensis is the source of this 696-nucleotide messenger RNA. The record is from RefSeq and is a predicted model, not a curated record. NCBI's taxonomy places the organism in Eukaryota, Metazoa, Arthropoda, Insecta, Blattodea, Termopsidae.